UUAUUUAUUUAUGUAUUUAUUUAAUUAUUUCAUGCAGGCGCCGGUGCACAAUGAAAUAAUUAAAUCUGUCAACAUUAGCCAUCAAACUCAGUGGGCGGGCCUAACUCCGAUCGAUGCAGACCGAUUGGUUAGAUUGCACAGUAAGUCAUGAUGGAGCGAUAGCAGAUGCUGGCGAACCGCUCUAACUCGGCUUCAACCUUUUCUGAUUCCGGAGUUUGUGAUGUGUUCGCUGAUUCAGAGAUAAAAAUGGCAAAAAGCUGCCCAGAGCUGUUAAGAGAAGCUGCAGGUUUAAUUGAAGAAGCGUUAAGAAACACUCCUGAAGCUCUUAACACCCAGGAGCAGCCUUCAACCUCCACUUCCACCUCAUCACACAGACAACCUGUUUCAGGUCUGUAGCUGGGUAGGACAGACAAACAUGUCGCUAUAGUUAUUAGUAUACCAGUUACUAUACUGGUUAGAGCUAUUUUAGAUACUGGACCUGUGUGUCUUGUAAUGGGAUGUUAAGGUGAACACUUUUUUUUAACACCUUAUUUUCUGAUAAUUUUCAGAAGCAGUAGCAUGAAAAUAAGGAACUGCGGCUUUGUUGCCUUGCUACAAGACAACAUUUUCAGUUUUUUUCUUUGUGUUCAGACAUUUUUGUUUCUCUCUAUUACAGCCGAGGUGGCGAGGCUCUUUGCUCCAUACAGCAAUAACACUACACCUAGAAGAUAUGUUAGACGUCAAUUGCAGAGCGCUGCAAUUCGAUGCAGUUACUACACGCACACCUUCUGUUGCUUAGAUGGUUACAAGGCUGAUACAGUUCCAAGUGUACAGGAGAAAGCAAAUCUUGCAGCCUCAGGACUUGGAGAGAAAAAAAUAUCAUUCUCAGGAAAUGACACAGAUCCUAUGGUAGUAACAAACAGACUGAUGGAAGUAUAUCCAAAACUUCGAGAAGGUGGUGGUUUUGAGCUUCUCAAAAUUGCUGGAUCUACUCGCAGUCGAAGUCUGACAUUGCUCCCGUGUCCCAACCCUGGAUACACACUUGCCAAUCUGAAAGAUCCAGCUACAAUGAUUGGACAGGCUACAAUCUACAUACGCCCACUUCAACAAGACCUGCCUUUGGACUCUGAAGGUGCUCAUCGUGCCUCUGGUCCAGUCAUCUCCUGCCUCACUUGUCAGAGGGGAGUUCUUUUCUCAGAAAUGAAAGUGCACAGGGACAUCUGUAUAGGGACAUCCGUUCAGGAAUCAGAUAGGGAUGGAGAAGAAAGUCAUGGGGAGGCUUAUGUUAGGGAACCGGAUGUGGUCAGUGAGAGUUUCCCAGUAAGGCCGGAGUCAGCAGGGACAUCUGUUGCAAGUGCAGUAGUUGUGACUGACAGUGAAGAGUUUGAGCACAGAGCAUCAGACUGUGAAUGGGGGCUGAUUGAAAAUCCAGCUCAAGCUUCCAAAGUUUUCAAGGAGAGCUUACUUAUGGAACAUGCAUCUGGAAAGCCACUUAAACUAAAGAUGGAUAUGAGGGACACUGAGGAAGACCGAGAGCGUGCACUUCUGUCAUUCUAUAAACAGCAACGUGAAUGGGCAUGUCCUCUUCAAUGUGCCCUUGAUGGGGAUGCUGCUGUUGGACAGGGAGUGGUGCGAUAUUUUCUGACAACAAUAAUAUCCAAACUUCAGUUUGGAUUCAGUCUAAAUCUCGGUGGCACAGGUCGAACGCUGUUAUUUGAGGGUCAGCCUGACCACCUCGUUCCAGCCACAUCAGAGGCCCUUAUUGAAAGCAAUCUCUUCCAGGUUGCUGGAAGGAUGUUGGCUCAUUCCUUCUUGCAUGAUGGCCCAUGUGUGACAGGAUUAAGUCCGGCUAUAAUCCAUGUGUUGUUCAAUGGGGACCCAGAAAUUGCAACAAUUGUCACAGAAGACUGUCCCGAUCUACACAUCAGGAGCAUAAUAGAAAUGCUUGAAACUGAAGAACUUACUCAGGAGCAGGAGGACACUGUCUCAAAUCUAUCCAUGUCGUGGGAUCUUCCAGCAGUCACAAAAACAAAUAGGAGAUGGCUACAGAACAAACUGUUGGUCCAUGCUGUCAUUGGAAGGGCCAAGCGCCAAAUAAAGCAGCUAAGAAAGGGUCUGAAAGACGUGAUGGUAUGGCCCUUCCUGAUAUCUAGACCUGACGUUGUUCCACUGCUUUUCCCCAGAACAGGUGAAAUGCUCUACACUCCCCAGCUGCUCCUUGAGAAAAUAAUUUGGCCUGUUGGGGACAGUGAUGAUGAUGAUGAUGAUGAAUUUGAUGUUGAGACCACAUGUCGCAUUACUGGUUUUCUGCGCCUGUUCAUCGAAACAGCUUCACCAAGGAAACUGGCUGAGCUGCUAAAGUUCUGGGUGGGGUGGGAGUUGCUGCCAUGUGAACUCAAAGUGGAGCUGUCCAGAGGAUCCUUUCCUACAUCCACCACAUGCUUUGAAACUUUGAAGCUGCCAGUUCAUUUUAAGACCUACACAGAUUUUGAGGCUGCUAUUGUGGCUUCCAUAAAUAGCACAAACACUGGAUUUGGACUAGUUUAACACAACUUCCCCUUAGAAUCAUGACUGCAAAGCACCAAUGUGACUGCAGAUUUUCAUUCCAACCAAUCCCAAGCUCAGGUGAUCAGUUGUUUGAAGUGUGACUUAUUGAUUAUUCAUAAAACCCAGUCUGCUGCUGGCUGUUUAAAAUAAAAGCCUGAAGCCACACCAGUCUUUUCAAAUAAGACUGGACACACCCGCCUUAGGCAUUUUUUUAUAUACCCGUACGUCUGAAGUUCAAACCGCAGUUAUUUGUUUGUGUACUGUAUUUAGUCCGGUUACUUUUUGUUUCACACUGCAGUUAGUGACUGAGCGCACUAAACAACUUUACUGCACACUAUCAUCAUCACCAAGGUGAACAGAGUCCUCCUAUACCCUAUACUCAACACUGAUUGAUGUGUAGAAUGUUAUCAGUUAAGCAGUGUUACCGUUCCAGGUGUUGUACUAAAUCCAACUGCAGGCCCAUCCUGCAGCAGAAUGAGGGUAGCAGAAUCCCCUCUAAUUACUUUUAUUUCUGUUCCUAAAAAGGGAGGGGUGAUUACAGAACAGCAGUUCUUUUUCUAUGCAUUAUAUCAUGUCUCAACUUCUUCUUAUUAGUCCAAAAGCACAAAACAUAUGUUUUUUUCACACUGCAGAUGGAUUCAACCAUGGUCCAGUUGUUCUGGCCCUAGACCACCUCUUUAGGUUGGACCAAACUUUGGUCAUUUGGGCCAGACCUUGGUUAAUGACACCCUUUGAGCACCUAGUAAUUUGGCUCGGAUCAAAUUGAUAAGUCCUAAGUCUGGACCAACAAGAUUAGGCUUGCAAAAGGAAGAUAUUAACCCAUGUUUAGAAUCAAUCAGGCUGUUUAACAAAGUAGUUUAUUUUAGUUCCAGAAAACAAAGAAUUAUGUCAAAGUUCAUGCUGUUAAAACACAAUGUUUAUCGUUUUGCUUUUUAUUAACUGUUGUUGAAAAUGCAAUGCAUGUUGUUCUAGAGGUGCUACAAGAAUAAAUUAUAGCAAAUUA
Messenger RNA from Astyanax mexicanus (Mexican tetra), 3529 nucleotides. RefSeq lists its product as uncharacterized. The record is from RefSeq and is a predicted model, not a curated record. Bases 559 to 2526 code for a protein of 655 amino acids. Lineage: Eukaryota; Metazoa; Chordata; Actinopteri; Characiformes; Acestrorhamphidae. The transcript has 11 exons. Gene Ontology annotation, molecular function: ubiquitin-protein transferase activity.